Messenger RNA from Penicillium canariense, 660 nucleotides. Its product is annotated as amidohydrolase family protein. The record is from RefSeq and is a predicted model, not a curated record. Gene Ontology annotation, biological process: secondary metabolic process. Bases 1 to 660 code for a protein of 219 amino acids. Gene Ontology annotation, cellular component: cytosol; cytoplasm. The transcript has a single exon. Gene Ontology annotation, molecular function: carboxy-lyase activity; hydrolase activity. NCBI's taxonomy places the organism in Eukaryota, Fungi, Ascomycota, Eurotiomycetes, Eurotiales, Aspergillaceae.
AUGACUUUCAAAGGCACCAUAGCGGUUGAGGAAGCAGUUAUCAGCCCAGAUACAGCGUGGCUCCUGGAAGAGUCUCAACAAAUUCUGACACCAGGAAACACCGGAAAGCACGCGGUUGAGGCUCAUAAAGCACGCCUAAUGGACAUUCAUGGCUCGCGCCUGAAAGCAAUGAACGCCGAAGGGGUCGAGUACAUGUUGCUGUCCCUUACAUCGCCAGGAUGCCAAGGAAUCCCCGAUCAAGACCUGGCGGAAAAAACAGCAGCUCAAUUCAAUGACUGGCUAGCAGGAGAAGUGGCCAAGAACCCCAGUCGCUUCGGAGGGUUGGCGGCACUUUCCAUGCAUGACCCAUCUCAAGCGGCAUCGGAGCUAGAGAGAGCAGUGAACGGGUUGGGGUUCUACGGUGGCAUUGUGAAUGACUCUCAGCUGACAGGAACAGACGGGUUGGAGAGAAGAUACUAUGAUUCCCCUUUCUACGAUCCUCUGUGGAAGAUGGUCGAGAAGCUCGAUGUGCCCAUAUAUUUUCAUCCUCGAUACCCCUCAGCCGCGGAACUUCGAGCAGAGGGGUCUGUUUACGCCCCUCGCAAGUAUAUGCUUGGUGUCGGCGGUCCAGUUUCACUUGGAUCUUUCCUUCCAUAUCUAUGCGAUGUGUUCAUCCGGUAA